AGGACAGAAUUGUUUCUAUUGAGCACAUCUGAAAAUACAACAUGAAGUGUUUCUUGCUCCUUGCUCUGCUUUUGGGCGUGAGUGCUCAGUUAGCCUGGGCCACUGGGUAUUCUAAUCAGGUAUGCCUCAAGCUGCCCCAGGGCCCCAAGGGACCCAGAGGUAACAUGGGGCCACAAGGUCCUGCAGGUCCGCAGGGCGAGGACGGUUCGCAAGGCCCCGAAGGGUCAAUGGGCCCCGCCGGACCCGAUGGUGAGGACGGAGAGGAUGGUGAACCUGGCAUGCCGGGUAGACCAGGUAGCUCUGAACUGCGCAGUAUUCCGAUCAGCCUGGCCUUCUCCAACCCAUCUCUACAUGCACCCAACCCGUUCUACAUGAGUCUUCUCUACUCUUACUUCAAUGGUCGCUACUUCGUGGGAACUCCCAGCCGACAGCGCUCUCUGGGAGGCAAUGCCAACUUCAACCUGGGUCGUGGCGCUGUCAAGCUGGUUCGAUGGGGAACGGAGAUUCGUAUUCCAUUGGUGAAGUCCUAUGAAGGUUCUCCCGUGUGCAAGGUUCACUUCCAAGACAUCUUCAGCCACGCAAAGGUCUAUGCCACCAGCACGUUCCUAGCCAUCAAGCUGCCCACCAUCUGGAAGAGGAGACAGACGCACAUCCAGGCCGUUUGCUGGGGUGCUUUCCCGAAGCCCGCCAAGAACUAAUAAGAG
Messenger RNA from Sycon ciliatum, 704 nucleotides. RefSeq names its product complement C1q tumor necrosis factor-related protein 2-like. The coding region runs from base 42 to 698 and encodes 218 amino acids. The record is from RefSeq and is a predicted model, not a curated record. NCBI's taxonomy places the organism in Eukaryota, Metazoa, Porifera, Calcarea, Leucosolenida, Sycettidae. The transcript has a single exon.